CUUGUUCUUCUCGUAGUGUUGUGAAGUAGACCAGGCGAGCGCAUCGUCAUGAAUUUCUAUUUUUUCUGUGGGGAGGAGCCUUUCUGAUAAUUACACAUUAACGAGUUGCUUUAAUAUUCGCCCAGCAGCCCGUCGGACGGCAGAAAACAGCCUUGGCUUCUUCUAGUACCGCAAAGAUGACCCUGACCGCCACCAGUCCCUUAUUCUCUGCCUCGGGUCGCGGAAGCCCUCUGUCCGCGACCGGUCGGCUCCCCGGGAGCGGCAGCAGCCUUUCCUCCUCCACAGGUGGGGCAGCCGGUUCGCUUAGCCCGAAAAAGCCGCCAGGGUAUAGUAGUGGAACUUCCUCACCCAUGCAAGAAAAAAACUGUGUAAGUGUAAAUUUGUGUUGUAGAACAUGCAACAGAGUUACACCUGUCAUGCCAGACAGCCACGAAGUCCUAUUUUCGUGUGUGUUUUGCCUUACAAGCGACGCAUGACAGGUUUUCUCUGUCAUGUAGAGCAAAUUUGUGAUGCUGUUCCCCAAAGAAAGUUACACUUACACACUUUUUUUCCUGGAUAUCACCAAUCACAGCUCUCGGGAGCCCGCUGGUAAAGAGGCCACCGGGAUCAUAUGGGAGCAGUACUAGCAGUAGUGUUUUCAACAAACAAGUGGAACCCAUGUCGAUAGUUUCGUCCAUCUCAACGAGAAGCGCGAUCGCAGAGGUUCCCGACGAAGACAUGCCAGGAAGAAAUAGUACUGUCGGCACGCCAUCUUUCGGUGGCGCUGGUGGAGUAAUAACGUCAUCACUUUCAUCAACCGCCGGCGCAACUACAUCGGCACUACAAAACCCCUCCAAAUACACCCGCCAGCUGGUGGGAUUUCGAAACCUCGGCAACACCUGUUUUCUGAACUCGAUUCUGCAGUGCCUCCUCUCGGUGCCCCCCCUCGCAAAUUACUUCCAGCACAAGUUCAACCCAAGAACCGACGUAAACAGCAACUCUACCCGGCCAAACGCGACAAACGGACAGUUAGUGCACCAAUUUAAGCUUUUUAUGGACGAGUGCAUUUCGGCGAAAGCAAUGUCCACGGUGAACCCGGCGAGUCUGCGGCAAGUCAUGGUCAAAUUCGCGCCGCAGUUUGCGAACUAUAACCAGCAGGACGCGCACGAGGCACUGCGGUUUUUGCUGGACGGUCUACACGAGGAUUUAAACCGUGUUGUGGGGAAGCCGCUGUAUAAGGAACUGAAAGACAUCCCGGGCGAAUCGCUUGACGACUGCGCCAACCGGUGGUGGCAAUACCAGCAGCAAAAUUUCGGGAAUUCAGUCAUCACAGAUAUCUUCGCGGGACAAUUUUUUAGCGAAACGCACUGCCACCUCUGCGACCACAGGAGCCGGGCCUUUGACACGUUUAUCCUGAGUAAAAACGUACCCACACCAGAGUCAGGAUCGGGAUUUUGCAACACAAACCUAGGAGUUUUGUGAGUCACGCAUGACAAGUUGCGCUCUGCAGUGUAGUGCAGGUUAGCAAGUGCAGCCGCAUCACAGAUUCAUCUGCUCAUCCUGUUCACAGCAUCACAAAUUCCAAAACACGACUGGAAAUGGCUCUCAUGGGGAUACGCAUUACAAGUCUUCCUGUCUUUGCAAAUCUGCAUUACAACUCUGGCGUGGGGACGUUUUUACUCAGGAUAACGUUUUUGGACUUGUCACUGCCGUUUCCGAAUAGAUUGAGUGCCGUGGCGAGAGACGUACGACUUUUUGUUUUUUUUUUCAUUUCUGCCUCAGUAAGCAAAAGGAAAAGCAAGACCAUGACCAACAGCAAGGUGCGUCGCAUCUUCACUUCUAUCACUGUACAGAGCAAUUAUACCAAUGCCUGCUGCAACAUACUGCAUUUAUCAUUUCGUUUAUGUAUAGUCGCACCUGAGUGAACAAAGUGGUCGUCGUGGUGACGCGCAACGCCGUCGAUGGCGGAGAGUCAAGAAUUAGACAGUAGUUACCGAAUGAUCGACAAGAGCCCAUCAAAACAACAAAAACUUUUUAUCUCAGGCAACCCUGACCGACUGUCUCCGGGAAUUCACGCAAGAGGAAGUUCUGGAAGCGAAGGACUACAAGUGCGAGAAGUGCAAAAAAUCCAACAAGAUCACAAAACGCGUUGGUAUCUACCGGCCGCCCAAGGUUCUCGUGCUCCACUUGAAGCGGUUUUCCUGGCUAAACCGAAGAAAGAUCGACCACAUGGUGCACUAUGCACUGCAAAAGCAUCGUACUCGCAGUAAUUGCUUUUAUGCAUGACAAAUUUCUUUCUCAAGUCGAAUCCGCAUCAGAAAUUUCAUGUCUCAUGUUGAGAAAAUUUGUCAUGCGAUUUAUACUAGUACGAUGCUUUUGCAGUGCAUAUGCAUUUCCCGAUAACAAAUCUGGACAUAGGAGAAUUUGUCGAGCUAUGAACUGCAAAAGUAUCGUACUAGUAGUAAUUGUAAUACAAAUGAGCUUAGCAUGACAAAUGGAACUUGUCAUGCUGUUUUGCAUUGGGAUGGAGAUUUGUAAUGCAUGACUACGAGUAGGAGUACCAUGAGUACGAUACUUUUGCACAGGAUACGAGCAGUCCAACGACGCCGUGGUGAAGAGAAACAGUAUAUGCAUUGCACAUGUGUCUGGGUCUGGAAGGUUGGAACUUGUGAUGCUAACUUUGGACUCUAAAAAAAUCUGUAAUGCAUGACCAGCAAGAGGAGUCCAGUUUGUGCUACGGAGGGGAGCAGGGCAUUUAUCAUGCGGAAUAGGCAUGAGGAAGGCCUCUAAAAAUCUGUGAUGCUGGAUCGUGCAUCACAGACAUCCUGAGUCAUGCAAAAUAGGCAUGACAUUCCAGACCCAGACACUUUUGCAUUCGAUACAGUAGGAUUGGCAGCAUUUUCGAACCGUCUGGGCUGUUGCAGCGAAACACCUCCAAAACGAGUAGUAAACAGUCGGGCUCGAGCGCAACGUCAACAAACUACGUUUACGAUUUGUGCGGGGUAAGCCAGCACUCUGGGACGAUGACGGGCGGCCACUACACGGCGUGCUGCAAGAUUUCGGACCACCAUUGGGCAAACAUCUCGGAUGCGAUGGUUUCACUUUGUCGCAACGAGUCAGACGCGGUCGACGUGAGCGCAUACUUGCUUUUUUAUGUCAGGAGGCUGUGAUAGAAGAGGAGUAAAUAGAUACUCUCUAUAGACCUAGACGUAGAAGAACCAUCCAUGAAGAUAUCAGGGUUCUAUAUUCUUUAGUUUUGUGUUUCUCUCUCUUGUACAAUGAAUUUGAAUUUUACUUGUGCUGCUGUAGUGGUUUUAAUAGAGAAAAAACCUGCACGGCUUUUUGAUGUUCAGCCAUUGUAAAAGCACAUGCACAAGAACAAAAACCUCGCGCUCUUUGUACAUAACAGUUGUUUCGUCAACAUAAUUUCCAGAAGUGCUAGUAGCAUUUUUCAAACUCAAACAUACGACUGCUAUUCUUUGGAAGCAGCAAGCAGCAGAACUACACCCCAGACUCAGAGGUGGGUGUGGGGCUUCGCAUUGAUUGUGGCGCACGGGGCUCUGAUGCUCGCGCUCUCAUGACAGCGUGCCUGCGAGUCCUCGCUGGACACGACGAGAGCGAGGGGGCUUUUUCUGAAUUGAAACUUCUGUUGCUGUGGAAAAAGAAUCGUGCAGCCGAAUCAGUAUCGUCCGACGUCUUUAGCCUUUCGGCAAAAGCGACGCACAGAAGUUCUGUGACGCCGCAGCUAGCAGCGUUGCAGCCACAUAAAUCAUGUGUUCUCGUUUCGGG
Molecule: messenger RNA, 3768 nt
Organism: Amoebophrya sp. A120
Lineage: Eukaryota; Dinophyceae; Syndiniales; Amoebophryaceae
Source: the annotation of a GenBank genome assembly